AUGGAUGAGAUCGCCCCCGAGUACGACGUCGUGGUGCUCGGCACUGGCUUGACCGAAUGUGUUCUGUCUGGUGUUCUGAGUGUCAAGGGCAACAAGGUUCUCCACAUUGAUCGCAAUGACCACUACGGAGGAGAGGCUGCCUCUGUCAACAUCGAAACACUCUUCAAGAAGUACGGAAACGUCCCCGCCGGCGAGGAGCCUUGGAAGAAGUACGGCCGUGUCAAUGACUGGAACAUCGAUUUGGUUCCAAAGCUGUUGAUGGCCAACGGCGAGUUGACCAACAUUCUGGUUUCCACCGACGUCACCCGAUACUUGGAGUUCAAGCAAAUUGCAGGCAGCUAUGUCCAGCAGGGCAAGGGUCCCAAGGCCACUGUUGCCAAGGUCCCCUCCGAUGCUGGCGAAGCUCUGCGCUCUUCCCUCAUGGGUCUGUUCGAGAAGCGUCGUGCUAAGAAGUUCCUGGAGUGGGUUGGCGAGUUCAAGGCAGAAGACCCAGCCACUCACCAGGGAUUGAACAUCGCAAACUGUACCAUGAAGGAGGUCUAUGACAAGUUCGGUCUCGAGGAUAACACCCGCGACUUUGUUGGCCACUCUAUGGCUUUGUACCCAUCCGACAACUACAUCAACAAGUCCGGCGAGGCUGCCGAGGCUAUCGACCGCAUCCGCCUCUACGUCAACUCUAUGGCGCGCUACGGAAAGUCACCUUACAUCUACCCUCUCUACGGCUUGGGUGAACUGCCCCAGGGCUUUGCUCGUCUCUCUGCCAUCUACGGUGGUACCUACAUGCUGAACACCGACAUUGAUGAGGUAACAUACGAGAACGGAAAGGUGUCUGGUAUCAAGGCUACCAUGCGGGACCGUGAUGAGAAGGCCGAGGAAAUGAAGUUCGAGACUAAGACUAAGAAGAUCAUUGCCGAUCCCUCCUAUUUCCCUGGCAAGGUCCGCGCCACUGGAUACUUGCUCAAGGCUAUUUGCAUCUUGAAGCACCCCAUUGAUAAGACCGACUCCAGCGACUCUCUCCAGCUCAUCAUUCCUCAGUCACAGGUCGGACGCAAGCACGAUAUCUACAUUGCCAUGGUCUCGUCUGCACACAACGUCUGCCCCAAGGGUUACUACAUCGCUAUUGUUUCUACCAUCGCAGAGAACGAUGCCAACCCACACCUCGAGCUCGAGGCAGGUUUCGAGCGCCUGGGUGCUAUCGAAGAGAAAUUCAUGGCCCCUCCUAUCCCUCUCUACGAGCCCCUGGAGGGCGGUGCCAGCGACAAUGUCUUCAUCUCCAAGAGCUACGAUGCCACAUCUCACUUUGAGACCACAACUGCUGAUGUGCGGGACCUCUACCGCCGCGCCACUGGCGAGGAGCUGGUGGUUGAGGGUCUCCGCGAUGAUCAGCAACUUGUCCAGGAGUAA
Messenger RNA from Penicillium angulare, 1404 nucleotides. Its product is annotated as secretory pathway gdp dissociation inhibitor. Gene Ontology annotation, biological process: vesicle-mediated transport; small GTPase-mediated signal transduction; protein transport. Gene Ontology annotation, molecular function: Rab GDP-dissociation inhibitor activity. The record is from RefSeq and is a predicted model, not a curated record. Gene Ontology annotation, cellular component: cytoplasm. NCBI's taxonomy places the organism in Eukaryota, Fungi, Ascomycota, Eurotiomycetes, Eurotiales, Aspergillaceae. Bases 1 to 1404 code for a protein of 467 amino acids. The transcript is spliced from 8 exons.